Messenger RNA from Tachysurus vachellii, 3530 nucleotides. It is a transcript of the gene ccpg1, whose product is annotated as cell cycle progression 1. The coding region runs from base 169 to 2682 and encodes 837 amino acids. NCBI's taxonomy places the organism in Eukaryota, Metazoa, Chordata, Actinopteri, Siluriformes, Bagridae. The record is from RefSeq and is a predicted model, not a curated record. Gene Ontology annotation, cellular component: membrane. The transcript has 10 exons.
CAUGAUGCUUGUACAGUACAUUGUUAUUGUUGUUGGUUGCGCUCUGUUGAUGUUUUGAGACGGUUUUUGCAGUGAGGACAUUUUCUUUCUUUCCUUCCUGCUGUGGAGGAAGACUGAAUAAAACCUUUGAUCUUUUAAAGCUCAGAGCUUUGUUUCACUCUCGCCGACAUGUCGGAAAGCUCCAGUGACACCGAGUCGUCAUGCGGCUGGACUGUUAUCAGCAACGAGGGCUCGGACAUCGAGACUCUGGGACCCGACCUCGUGGUGGAUUACGACCCAGAAGAUUCAGUCGGAGCUUCUGCCCCGGAACAUCCAGCUUCUUCACGAGAAGAGGAUGCGGAGGAGGCGGAACAAUCGUGUUUGGACGUCACGAUUAAAGAGGACGAAUCGGCGCAGGAAGCCGAGCCUGGACGUCAGGCAAGAAAGGAGGUGGGGCUGGAGGACCCUGUGAAUCUUUGCUCCUCCAGCGAUCACUCUGACAUCGUCACCCUUGGCGACUGCAGGGAGGCGGAGCUCGGGGUGUGGGAGGAGCCUGUCGUUAGGGAAGACCAGGACAAGGGAAACGAGGAGCUGUACAUGGGGACGUCAUCAAGCAGCCAGUACACGUUUAGUGCUGUAGAGACCAUUUUCCCAGCAGACCACAGCGCACGCAGAAGCUCCAGCAGCACCAGCAGCGAGGGUGAGGACGACGAGACGAAGGUCGGGACGGGGCCGGCGACGGUUCGGAAGCGCAGGCUGAGGAGGAACACGACAGGCUCGGACCCAGAGGAGCAGAAUGAGAAAGAGGAGGAUGGAGAUGAUGGUCAUGAGGAGGUGGAGGAGGCUGAGGAGCAGAGAGAAGCUCGCAUCCAACAACAGCAGCAGAAAAGCAGAACCAUGAAUACGUGCUUCUUGCUUGCCCUCGUCAUCGCUGCCAGCAUGGGCUUCAGCCAUUACUACAGCACGGUGCAGAUCUGGGAGAGGCAGCAUAAAGCCCCGGAAUUUAUCUGCGGUGGUGAUCUGAUGUAUGAUUUAGAGGAGAAUCAAGAUAGUGUGAUGGGCUUUAUGGACGAGAUUACCAACGAGAAUCAGCAUCUCCGAGCCAGAGAAGCAGAACUGAAGACUCAAAGGCAAGAUUUAUACACACAACUUCAGCAGGCCAAGAGUGAGAUGGAUUCUCGUCAGAAGCACUUUGCCUCAGAGAACCGGGCGCUGAAGAACACUCUGGAACGAGAGGAAGCAUCUCUCUUGGCCCUCAAGGACAAGCUCGGACAUCUCCAGGCUCAGAUCCGAGAGCUCGAGGAGAAAGGAGCUGGCGCUGACUUAAUCCUCUCUGAGAACCAGCGCCUGAAGGACCAGCUCCUGGAGGAGAAGCAGAAGAUCCAGAGCUACCUCAGCCAAAAGGAGGCACUGAUGGCAGAGGCUCAGCUGCUUCGGAAAGAGCUUGAUAAUGAGAGGAAAGUGACCGUUAAGCUGAGGGAGGAGCUGGAAGAGCUGAGCCAGAGAGAUACUGGGAUGCAAGGGGAAGAUGAGAUUGAUACCGAAACUGAGGGACUCCAGGCUCGGCUUCGGGAACUGGAGAAGAAGCUGAGCUUUGAGCAGCAGCGGUCUGAUCUGUGGGAGCGACUCUACGUGGAAUCGAAGGAUGACCGAGCCAAAGGGGACACUCAAGCAAAGACCAGGAAGUCCAAAGAAGGCAUGAUCGGGAAGGUCAAGGAGACGUUUGAUGCAGUGAAGAACUCGACCAAGGAGUUCGUUCAUCACCACAAAGAGCAGCUCAAGAAAGCCCAGGAAGCCGUCAAGGAGAACCUUAGGAAGUUUUCAGACUCCGUCAAAUCAACGUUUAGGCAUUUAAAGGACUCCACGUCAAACGUCUUUGAGAAAAUCCGAAGGCCACAGGACAGAAGGUUCAACGAGAAGAAGGACCCGAAAUCAGAGGAGCAAGCAUUUCAGCAGGAGAGUUUUAAAGGACAGCAGGACAAACGUUCAGAAGAAGAACACUGGCAACACCACCGGCCCCUGCACAAACAUUCUCGUAAAUCUACACUGGACUCCUCCUUCCACGCAGACUGCAACACACGCAAACCAGGUGCCCCGAAGCAGCAAAGAACUAUGGGAUGUAAAUCUGUGCCUACGGGAUGCACCGGCGUGUUUGACUGCGCCUACCGAGAAUCCAUGAGCCUCUUCAACAAGGCCAUGGAGCCCAUAAGAGCAGACGAGUUCCAACAGCUCCUCCGCAGCUACCUGCAGCAGGAAGUGGUUCAUUUCCGUCACUGGAGGGAGCUCGACAACUUUAUCAGCCGUUUCUUCCAGAACGGAUUCUUUAUUCACGAUCAGAUGCUGUUCACGGACUUUGUGAGCGGAGUAGAAGACUACCUAGUGGAAAUGAACGAGUACCAGGAUGAGAACGAGGAUGUUUUCGAGGAUCUGGAUGAUUACAUAUACAAGUACUUCUUCGGCGUGACUAACUCUGACCAGAACGGUCAUAAUGGCCCGAGUCGACCGUUUGAAGGCCUGGGGUCAAAAUUCCAAUCGGAGCGGGAGUGCCAACAAAAACAUCAGCAUCAUCAGCGAAAGCACCAGCAUUCGCGCUCGCUGCCUUCCCGAGACAGGAAGUGGGCUCGGUCAGGGCGCAGCUCUGACAGACACUUCGCAGAGGUCAAAAUAGAGCUCGGGCCCAUGCCGUUCGACCCGAAAUACUAGCAAACGUUUUCCAUUGUUAGUUGUUUCUACUCUAGCUUUUAGAUUUAAAAAUAAAAGCAGCUGUUAUUGCAAAAAUGUUUGGAAUCUCGUGCGUUCGGGUCACGUGACAACAACGUGACCCGAACGCACCGUACGACUAACGAACCCAUCGCUCACCUCUGCCGCCUCUCCAAAAAAAUGUUGUGAUUUUGCACAAAGCUAAGCGCUUUAAACGUUGUCUGUUUGCACGUGUACGCUAAUCUGCGGCUAGGUUUCAGCGGAGUCGGUAAGCGAGCACAGACGUGACUUAGCGAACACUUCUUUAGCUCUACAUAGACAAUGAAACCAAACCCUUGAGAAUGCACUUAAACCCAAAUUUAAGCACUGUGCGUUAAGUUAAAUUAUUUGUAAUAAAUAGACUAAUUUUAACAAUUUGCAUAACUUGUAACGAAUCCUGUGUAGGACCAAAUCGUCGUGCGAUCUACUGAGCUUUCAGCUGAAGUACUGCGAAGAAUUGUGGAUCCAGUGUGUAGCUUGGUGUUCAUUAAUUACUCUACUAACUGCUGUUAAACGUUAGCACUCGAUCGUGUCGACGCGGAGCAGAAUGUUUAUUUCCAUCCUGGGUGUGUCGUGUUUCUCCUUUUGUUGUCAGGUCAUGCUGGAUAGGUUACAUUCCAGUCGCAACUUUUUUUUUUUUUUUUUAAUUGUCCAAAGAGUAUUUAAUUUUGUUUGCUGUUUUGCAUAACUCAAAAAAAAAAAAAAAAGUUUUACGACAUAAAAAUGUCAUUUUGCUUGAAGUUUUCCGUCUUCCUUCUGGAAUGUACCGCAAUAAUCUGAAGCAGAAAUAAUAAAAUAUGCUUAAACAAGAA